Molecule: messenger RNA, 754 nt
Organism: Suillus discolor
Lineage: Eukaryota; Fungi; Basidiomycota; Agaricomycetes; Boletales; Suillaceae
Exons: 3
Molecular function (GO): protein binding
Source: RefSeq, a predicted model, not a curated record
CGACGGACAGUCCGUAUCACUCCUGGCUGUCGAUAAUCAGCAUGUAUCCCUUAAAUUGAAGGCUUGGCGAAAAAAAACACCACGCUACGAUGGAGACGGUAUCAUGCAGCACAAGAUUGGUCACGACACUGAUGCGGCACGCGAUGCAUACACCCUCUUUUGGAAGAGCAACCUUCGCGAGCAUUUCCAUAGCGCCGUUGAGGGUUUUCAGGCAGUGCUUGACCAAUGUCCCCAUGAUCAUGCACACCGCGCCGCAGCACUCUCAAAUCUCGCCCAUGCGAUCCUAUGUGGUUUCACCAAGUCCAUCGACAAUGAUAUUGACCGCGCGAUCCACCUUUUCCGCUCCGCACUCUCACACCGUCCCCGGGGACAUGUCGAUCAUCCGUUAUCCAUCCUUGACCUUUGCCAUGCUCUCUGUAGACGUCAUUCUCAUAAAAUGGACCAUGCCGAUCUCCGUGAGGCCGCGCAUCUUUACCGCUCUAUUCUGCCGCUUUUCCCCGAGGGCAGCCAUCUCCAUCGAGUAGUAUUCGAUACCAACGCUGUACCAUAUGUCAUCGAGCAGUGCAACGCGCUUCCUAGGGAUCCUUCAGACGAGAGCAUAUCGCUUCGGCGAAUUGUGCUCGAGCUCUGUCCGCCGCAGCACCCACGUCGUGCACGCUCACUAGACAAUCUUGCUGGCGACCUCUAUGCACGCUUUGAACGAGACGGCAAUAAAGACCAUUUCUACGAGGCUGUUCAUCUGUCACGUGAAGCA